This is a messenger RNA of Rhipicephalus microplus (southern cattle tick), 3165 nucleotides long. RefSeq names its product Ribonucleoside diphosphate reductase large subunit (gene RnrL). Gene Ontology annotation, molecular function: ATP binding; ribonucleoside-diphosphate reductase activity, thioredoxin disulfide as acceptor. The record is from RefSeq and is a predicted model, not a curated record. Gene Ontology annotation, biological process: deoxyribonucleotide biosynthetic process. Gene Ontology annotation, cellular component: ribonucleoside-diphosphate reductase complex. Lineage: Eukaryota; Metazoa; Arthropoda; Arachnida; Ixodida; Ixodidae.
ACGUGGUAUGCAUAUUUGGCGCCAUUUUUCACGGUCUUCCUGGUUUCUGGCGCGCAAAUCUUCUGUUCGGCCCUUCGUGCGUGUCUGGACAAGCUCAGGCGGGAACAAUGUUCGUCCUCAAACGAGACAGUCGCAAGGAGCCCGUGCAUUUCGAUAAGAUCACGUCAAGGAUCCACAAGCUUUGCUAUGGACUCAACAUGGACUUCGUAGACCCCUGCUCUAUUGCUCAGAAAGUUAUUAAUGGUUUGUACCCUGGAGUUACCACGGUUGAGCUGGAUAAUUUGGCAGCUGAAACUGCAGCCACCAUGACCACAAAACACCCUGACUAUGCAAUUUUGGCUGCCCGUAUUGCAGUUUCUAAUCUGCACAAGGAGACCAAGAAAGUAUUUAGUGAGGUUGUGGAAGAUCUCUACAACAUGGUGAAUGAGCGCACAAGGUUAAGGUCUCCCAUGAUCAGUGACAGCGUGUACAAGAUUGUCAUGGACAACGCUGAAGUCUUUAAUUCUGCCAUCAUAUAUGACAGAGAUUUUAACUACAACUACUUUGGAUUCAAGACAUUGGAAAGAUCUUAUCUGUUGAAAAUCAAUGGAAAAGUUGUCGAACGCCCUCAGCACAUGUUGAUGCGAGUGUCUAUCGGAAUUCACGGCACCGACUUGGAAGCUGUUCUCAACACAUACAACCUCAUGUCAGAGAAAUGGUUCACACAUGCCUCGCCGACAUUGUUCAACUCUGGCACCCCGAGGCCGCAGCUUUCGAGCUGUUUCUUGCUGCAGAUGAAGGAAGACAGCAUAGAGGGCAUCUAUGACACCCUCAAGCAGUGCGCGCUCAUUUCCAAGUCUGCUGGUGGCAUAGGUGUCAACGUGCACUGCAUCCGAGCCUCGGGGACCUACAUUGCGGGAACCAAUGGCACAUCCAAUGGACUUGUACCCAUGCUGCGGGUUUACAACAAUACGGCUCGAUAUGUUGAUCAAGGAGGAAAUAAGAGGCCGGGAGCUUUCGCCAUGUAUCUGGAGCCCUGGCACGCAGACAUCUUCGAGUUCCUUGAGCUGAAGAAGAACACGGGCAAAGAGGAAACUCGAGCUCGGGACUUGUUUUAUGCUCUCUGGAUCCCAGACCUGUUCAUGAAGCGCGUGGAGGAAGAUGGUGUCUGGUCGCUCAUGUGUCCCCACGAAUGCCCUGGGCUGCAUGAAGUUCAUAGUGAAGAGUUCGAAAAACUUUACACGCAAUAUGAAAGUGACAAGCGUUACCGGCGGCAGGUACGUGCACAGCAACUGUGGUCCGCCAUCCUUGAGUCUCAGAUUGAGACGGGCACACCAUACAUGCUGUACAAGGAUGCCUGCAAUCGCAAGUCUAAUCAGAAAAACCUUGGCACCAUCAAGUGCAGCAACCUGUGCACCGAGGUCGUGGAGUACACAUCUCCGGACGAGGUGGCUGUUUGCAAUUUGGCAUCAAUUGCCUUGAACCGGUUUGUCAAGGAUGGAAGCUUCGACUUUCAGAAGCUGCGAGAAGUCAGUCAGGUCAUCACACGGAAUCUCAAUCGCAUCAUCGACGUGAACUUCUACCCAAUUCCCGAGGCUGAGAGAUCCAAUAUGAGGCAUCGUCCCAUUGGCAUUGGCGUCCAAGGCCUGGCGGAUUGUUUCAUCCUGCUUCGCUUGCCAUUCGACUCUGAGCCAGCAAUGCUGCUGAACAGACAGAUCUUUGAGACCAUCUACUAUGGAGCCCUUGAAGCAAGCUGCGAGCUUGCACAAAAGGAUGGACCAUACGAAACUUACAAAGGAUCACCAGUGUCUGAAGGGAUUCUUCAGUACGACAUGUGGAAUGUGACGCCGACAGAUUUGUGGGACUGGGCAGCCCUCAAGGAAAAGAUUGCAAAGCAUGGUGUCAGAAACAGCCUACUCCUCGCCCCCAUGCCCACGGCUUCCACGGCCCAGAUUCUGGGAAACAACGAGUCGAUAGAGGCCUACACGAGCAACAUCUACACGCGGCGGGUUUUGUCUGGAGAGUUUCAAGUUGUUAAUCAGCACCUUCUCAAAGACCUCACAGACAGGGGCCUGUGGAAUGAAUCGUUGAAGAAUGACCUCAUUGCCAACAAUGGCUCUGUUCAGGACUUGGACAUCCCUGAAGACCUGAAGGCCCUUUACCGCACCGUUUGGGAAAUUCCGCAAAAGAAUGUCCUGCGAAUGGCCGCCGACCGUGGAGCUUAUAUUGACCAAAGCCAGUCACUUAACGUUCACAUAGCCCAGCCCAACUAUGCCAAGCUGACAAGCAUGCACUUCUAUGGCUGGAAACUGGGCCUGAAGACUGGCAUGUACUACUUGAGGACAAAGCCAGCAGCCAAUGCAAUCCAAUUCACAGUAGACAAGACUGCACUCAAGAAGAAGCAACUGGAUGGCAUCGCCUGCUCACUGAAAAACAAGGACGAGUGCCUCAUGUGCAGUGCAUGAUAUCUUUGAGGCUUCAGACUACCUUUUACCGUGGAACUUUUUUUAAUUGCAUAGGAACAUAUUGUAAUGCAUGAAUCCAUUUCACACAUCUCGACAUUUGGCAGGUGCCUGCCAAGUGACGGUUUGUUCAUUUAGCCAGGUUCCUUCUCUAAUUGUUUAUUUUGUGUAGUGUGUCCUGUACACAUGGUCUUGGUGUGUUGCUUUCUAUGUGAACAUACUUCGUUAAAUUUUUAUGAAGACAGCCGGCAAGUCAUCGCUGUGCAUUUUUCUCGUUUUUGCAUUAUGAGCGAAGUUUCUUUGGGCAUUUUGUGUCAUAUUUUAAUUCUUCACGUGACGUCUUCAUAGACAUCCCGGUUUUGUGAUAUGUUAUCCAAUGAAUAAUGCAUUUAUGUUGCAAGUCGGCAUAGGCAUUUUACUUGAGCCGAGUUAGUUUUUUUUGUUGCUUUACAUUUUAUACACAAUGCAGAAAAAAAGAAUUUUUUUAAGAAGCAAGCCUUUUGAAAGCUGCAGUUCACUGUUCAUGCCUUUUACACAGCAACAUUGUUCAUGAACAUAUCACUGCCCAUGCGUCUUGUGACUGAGCUUUGUUGUGCAUUUAAGUAUGUCUUUUACAUUUGCAUUCGAUUUCAUUAUGCACCAUAUACCAUUUACAGGUAUUUUACUUGUUUACUUUUACAAUCUUUCUCUUUUUGUCGAUCGAGCAGUAAAUAGAUUUUCCCAA